This is a messenger RNA of Penicillium subrubescens, 1245 nucleotides long. RefSeq names its product ketopantoate reductase family protein. Bases 1 to 1245 code for a protein of 414 amino acids. The record is from RefSeq and is a predicted model, not a curated record. Gene Ontology annotation, molecular function: 2-dehydropantoate 2-reductase activity; NADP binding. The transcript has a single exon. Gene Ontology annotation, cellular component: cytoplasm; mitochondrion. NCBI's taxonomy places the organism in Eukaryota, Fungi, Ascomycota, Eurotiomycetes, Eurotiales, Aspergillaceae.
AUGUCAACAUGGGUGCAAGAUGUCGAGGACAUUUCUCGCGAGACUAAAACGCCGAGUCUGACCGGGCGAGUGCACAUAAUCGGUCUUGGAAAUGCAGGAACAUUCAUUGCACACUCGCUUGCAUCGCGGCAAACUCCGCCUCCAAUCACCCUUCUUAUGCACCAGGCCUCGUUCUAUCAUGCGUUCCGGCGGAAAAAGCGGAGUUUGGCUGUCAACUACAACGGUCUCGAUGAUAACAGGACAGGCUUCGAUGUGGAGGUUUUGCAUGAUAGAGUGUGGCACAGGAUACCUUCGAAAGAGGAGUAUCUCGAAGCCAGCGAGAAUCCCGAUAUUAUCGAGAACGAGGAAGCUGUGCCCGAGGAGGAAGGGCAUAUUGAAUGCUUGAUUGUCUGCUGCAAGGCUUAUAUGACUGAAAAAGUUAUCAGAGGAGUCCGUCACCGUCUGAGUCCCGAUUCGACUAUCCUUUUUAUUCAGAAUGGCUUGGGAAUUAUCGAGAAACUCAACAAGGAGAUCUUCCCGGACGAGAAGAGUCGGCCGAACUACAUGCAAGGCGUACUCACCCACGGUCUGAAGAAGCAAGACUCUUACAAGGUCGGCCACGUGAAUGUCGGCUCAUUGACCCUCAGUCCGGUAGUCACUGGCCAGACUCCGCUCAUCCAGGCCGAGAAGGACACACACUGGGCUCCUACAACAAAGUACCUGCUACGUCUUUUGACCCUCACCCCAUCUCUCGUCGCCACUGCCGAUACUCCCGCCGGCCUUUUGCAAUACCAGCUGGAGAGACUAGCCGUUGGCUGCGUUCUCAGCCCGCUUGGAGCAAUCCACGAUUGCAAGAACCGCGAGCUCUUGUACAACUUCCCAGUCUCUCGCACCAUGCGAUUGCUUCUCUUGGAGAUCUCCAGUGUGAUCUGUGCUCUCCCUGAGCUGCGUGGCAUUCCAGGAGUUGAAGAUCGAUUUUCGCCAGAGCGUUUGCGCCGAAUGGUCCUUAAUGUUGCCUCGAACCGUCCUGAAGAUACCAGUUCGAUACGUAACGAUCUACAUUACCAGCGAAAUACAGAGAUUGAUUUCCUGAACGGGUGGAUUGUGAAGCGUGGCGAAGAGCUAGGCAUGAAAUGCGUGCUGAACUACAUGAUCCAGCAGCUGGUGCUGAGCAGGAUGUUUAUUAUCAAUCAUCGGGAAGCCAGCGCGGUUCCAAUCGACUUCGAAAAUGUCAUUCUCUCCGGUGACAAGGGCAAGGACGAUUAA